Molecule: messenger RNA, 3082 nt
Organism: Betta splendens (Siamese fighting fish)
Lineage: Eukaryota; Metazoa; Chordata; Actinopteri; Anabantiformes; Osphronemidae
Gene: nus1
Product: NUS1 dehydrodolichyl diphosphate synthase subunit
Exons: 5
Coding region: 264-1130 (288 amino acids)
Cellular component (GO): dehydrodolichyl diphosphate synthase complex; endoplasmic reticulum membrane
Molecular function (GO): ditrans,polycis-polyprenyl diphosphate synthase [(2E,6E)-farnesyl diphosphate specific] activity
Source: RefSeq, a predicted model, not a curated record
AACCAAAACCGCGAGAGAAGAACGAAGAAGAGCAAAGGGAAAAAGAAGAAGAAGAAGGUCGUGAAUGUCCCCGUCUCGUCCAAUCAACGAGCAACGUGUAUCACGCAGACGGUUCACAGGUCAGGGGUGACGCAGGAAAGAGGAAGAUGGCGGCGGUUACGCUGCAGUGUUUGCAGGGCUGAAUCAGAUUUAGCAGGUGCAUAUUAGUGCACUGCCGACUCGACCGUUGCCCUUCGGGCCUUGACGACAGAAUAAGGACACUAAUGGCUCUGGUUUACGGCAUGUUAUGGCGGCUUUUGCUUGUUCUGGUCCACGUCAACAGAGCGCUCGUCUCCUGGCUCCGUGCGCGGCUUCGGAGCUGGAAGGGCCGGCUGUGGGAGCGGGCUGUGGCCGCUCUUCUCCUGCCGGUAGCUCUGGCCGGGUUCUCGGACCGCCAGAAGAAGUCCCACCGUAACCCUGACGCUAACCCGCUGGCUGGGAACCGCACUGCCAGUCGCCGUAGUCGGUGGUUGUCCGACGGCAGAUCUUUGGAGAAACUGCCGGUCCACAUCGGCCUCCUGGUGGCGGAAGAAGAGCUUAGCUACACGGACAUAGCGAACCUAGUGGUGUGGUGCAUGGCGGUGGGCAUAUCUUAUGUCAGCGUCUACGACCAUCAGGGUAUUUUUCGGAAGAAUAACUCUCGUCUUGUGGAAGAAAUAGUGACACUGCAGCAGGACUUGUUGGGUGCAGAGGGCUCUAAACACAACGUGGAGUUCAUUAGUAACGGCAGUGACAAACAGCACCAAGUGUUGUCCUGUAGGCCUGUAGUAAAGGUGCUGUCUCCAGAGGACGGGAAGCAGAGCAUCGUCCAGGUAGCUCAGCAGCUCUGUCGCUCUGUAGAAAACAAGGAGAGGAGCUCCAAAGACAUCAGCGUCUCCAUGCUGGACGUACUGCUCAGAGAGUCUAAGAAUAUUCCCGAUCCUGAGCUGGUGGUGAAGUUCGGCCCAGUGGACAGCACGCUGGGCUUCCUUCCCUGGCACAUCAGACUCACUGAAUUCAUCUUUCUGCCUUCCCACAAAAGUGUGUCCUAUGAGGACUUCAUGGCGGCACUGCAACGCUACAGUGCCUGUCAGCAGCGGCUUGGCCAGUGAUGUAUGGGAGUUGACAAAGGAGAGUGUGGACAAGUAGAGGCCCCUCUGUCCCCCACUGCUUCCAUACCCAUCUGCGUGCAUCUCCUGGAUGUCUAACAGACUGCUGAUGAGGGCCAGCCAACAGAUCUCGUGCUAUAAUAAGUCACAUUCCUAGGACUCACGGAAGCCAAGGGAAAACACAGACAUGAGAAGACUGUCCACACAGACUCUGUCCUCUGAGCCUCUGGCCCACGGUUUGUCAUUCAAUCUUCAGCUGCUCCUUCCCACUGAAGACUGAGAAAAUGACUCGCCUUGACUCAAAUGACAACACAGAAGAAACAAGGCUUUGUGUCCAUCUACGCAAGGCAUCCCGAGUAACAGAGCUUAACUUUAGGGGAGAAGCUUGACUGCUGCAAGAGCUGAACAAUGAAAGUUGAGUUUAGGGUCAGAGCAGUUGAUGUGUGAAUACAAGAAUUCUCUGUUUUUGCCCCUGUGGCCUCCAGCUUGCAGUCCCGUGUUUGUGUGUUGUGCUGCUACAGAGACAUCCAGAGCUCUGGUUAAUAAAAAUCGCUAUCAGACAUAAAAGCUCUGAUAGGAAAAAGCACAGAUCAGACAUCAGACACAUUUCUAGACCCUCUUUCCCACUGGUCCCACUUGUAUUGUAGGAAAGUGGCCCAGAUUAUAGAUGUCUUAAUAAGACACUGUGAGCUUUGCCCCUCCUGAUUCUGAUUCUGUCAGUGGGUCUCAAUCUAACUGCCACAUCCUGAAGGGUCAUCAGCACCUCCAUUAAUGGUUUUAACAAAGACAUCGGUGUUGUUAGUUUGUCUGAACUAUUGUAAACAAUAAAAUGUGACUCGUCUGACAACAGUUUAUCUUUACAAAAGCAGUGGCACCUAAAAGUUUGUGAACUCUUUGUUUCAACGUGAGUGUUUCUGCUGAAGUCGUGAGAACAGAUAAAAUAACUCAGUUUUAGGAAUGACAUGUACACACAUAUUCAUUGUGGAAGAUGGUUUAAUGUUUGAAUAACCUAAGCAGCAUUUUUAUAGGACAAAGUCUGAGUCAUCAUCAACUUUGUGUUUGGUCGUGCUGCUCCUAAGUAGAUCCAAAUCCUAAAGCUGAUAUUCUUCCAAUGGACGUCUGGCUCACUGUUUGUCUUCUGCACAUUAAUUAGCCACUGCGACAGAGGCUUAAGUUUCCAAGUAAUGAUUGACUAGCUUUGAGUAAGAUGUAGCUUCGCAGACUAAAUUCUCCUUCAAAUGGAUUUACGAUUUUAGAGGUUCACACCCAUUUGCUCAGAUACAUUUUAAGUGUGCAUGAUGUCUUUCAUUAUGGCUCUAAGCAGGUAUUGUUUGAGUUUUCUGCAUAUCUCUAAUGUAUUAGAGAAAAGAAGGGGUUCACAAAGUUUCAUGUGUCUCUGUUACUGGUUUUAUUUAAACUGCUCACGUGGUAGAUAGAAAGGUUAUGUACCACUGGUCUCCAGUGGAAGCAUGGAUGGGUGAGAGUUGAUUGCUCAUCCCUGGAGAGCAUAACACAGAGCCUGAUAUGUGAAGGUGAUGCAGUAACUAGUUGUCAGGGUGCAGCUGGGUCUUCACUGGUUAUAGGUCACAAUUGUUGAAAAUUUAUCUGAACUGUCGCCUGCGGAGCAGUGGGCAGCCACAGUGCAAGGGGAGCUAAUGGGAAGUGUCUUGCUUAAGGUGCCAGAGGCAGGGAUCGAACCAGAGACCUUCUGUUUCUCAGGCCGAUGCUCAGCUCAUCCAUCUACCAGGCCAGUGACCGUUGAGCACCACGGGGCACGUCACCAUCAUCUGGUGAUGUCACUGGACGGACAUGUCUAGAAAGCUGAAUGUCUCACUGCAACGUACAAAAGCCUGCAACAACAAACGGUUCCAUUCCACCGGAUCUUCACAUGUGUCAGCGAGUGCACACUCGCUGCUCAUGGACCUGAUUGGUGUCAUUAAAUGUUACCGACAGAA